Molecule: messenger RNA, 1158 nt
Organism: Aspergillus bombycis
Lineage: Eukaryota; Fungi; Ascomycota; Eurotiomycetes; Eurotiales; Aspergillaceae
Product: mitochondrial 37S ribosomal protein mS35
Exons: 2
Coding region: 1-1158 (385 amino acids)
Biological process (GO): mitochondrial translation
Cellular component (GO): mitochondrial small ribosomal subunit
Molecular function (GO): structural constituent of ribosome
Source: RefSeq, a predicted model, not a curated record
AUGGCCUCAGCAGCAAGAUACCUGGGCCGGUCGGCCUUGUCCAUGGCCCGGAGAGGCCCAAUUGCGAUCCCCUACCGCUCAUUCUCCGCCACCGCGCCCAGUUUCGUGUCAGAAGACCCGCCAGUACCGCCUGCUCCCCGAGAACCCCGUCCGGAGGAUUUGCCUGCUAUAGCGGAGUACUCUCCUAGUCUACUUUCCAAGGAGGAGCGAUCGAUGUAUGACAUGCUGGCGCCCGAAGAACGGGAGCAGUUUGACGCCGAGAACCGUCGGAUGGUGGAGGAGUUUAAUGACCCGCAGAAGCGAGCGGCCGCGUUUGCGGAGCUCGAGAAGAGCGUGAACCAGAUAGAUAAGGAAUACCCCAUGCGGUUUGACGACAUUCGGGAGAAGCGAGUUGGAUUCUGGGGUGACGAGGAAGACGAUGAAUUCGCCUACGUUGAAGACGCUGAUGAGGAGUUCAACGACGACGAUAUCACGUCGAUGGCUCAUGCGGAACUCGAAGUACACCGCGAGAUCAGAGAAUACGCUAGGAUUGCUGCUUGGGAUAUGCCAUUGCUGAGCCAUCUUGCCAAGCCGUUCACCCUCCCUCCGCAAUCUCACAUUCUCCGCUUCCGCUACACCACAUACAUGGGCGAGUCGCACCCCGCCGAGAACAAGGUCGUCGUCGAGCUGAGCACUCAGGAUUUAACCCCCAAGCAUCUCUCCGAGGCACAGCGCCAGACGUUCCUGAAACUCGCUGGGCCGCGGUACAACCCCGACACCGACAUUGUACGGAUGUCCUGCGAGAAGUUUACCACUCGUGCUCAGAACAAGCGUUAUCUAGCCGAUAUCGUAAACUCAUUGAUUAAGGAGGCGAAGGAAGGAGAUGCCUUUGCCGACGUUCCCCUUGACCUCCGCCAUCACAAGCCGAAGACCAGGCUCCAAUUCCCAGACUCCUGGAAGUUGACCUCGGAGCGCAAGAAACAGAUCGAAGCUCGCCGUGCUGAGAGACUACGCCUGGAGAAGGAAAGAGCAGGCAUCGUGGAUGGCAAGGCGGUAAUCGCCGACGCGGCUCGGGUCUUGCCAGCAUUGAACCCUGCCUUGAAGGCCAGGGCAACUGAAGAGCGAGAGAAGGUUGCUGUUCGGGUCACUGGCAAAGCACAGAAGAAGAGACUACGCUGA